CAUUCAUUAAAAUCGGCGCAAAACAGAACUUGCCAGAGAAGAGUACAAACUUCAAAUUCCAUUGUUGCUCGCGUUCAAGCUGUAUUUCGAUGAGGAGAAUCGAUGCGUCGUGUAUAUGUGCGUGUCAGUCGUGUCCGUGUACUCGUAUGUUUUGCAUCGCUGCGCGACAGCAGAGCAGAAAGGAUGACGUGGAUAUAGGUUAGGUCUAGGGUGAUGAGAAGUUUUCGCGAAGAUUAUUUCCGCGCCACACUCGUAGAAUUAAGACUAAUUUUUAUGUUAUAAAAAAUUUACUAGUUUAACUAACACGUUGUAAAUAUGUUCGAGAUCACGGAUACGCAAAAAAUUGGCGUAGGCCUCGCUGGUUUUGGAAUAGCCUUUCUAUUCCUUGGAGUUAUUCUUUUGUUCGACAAAGGGCUUCUCGCGAUAGGCAAUAUUCUUUUUAUAUCAGGAUUAGGAUGCGUUAUCGGACCAAGAAGAACUUUCAGCUUCUUUUUCCAAAGGCACAAAGUACGAGGCACUGUAUGUUUCAUAGGAGGAAUAGUUGUUGUACUAAUGGGCUGGCCCCUUUUUGGCAUGAUUUUUGAGACUUAUGGAUUUAUCCUUCUGUUCAGUGGAUUCCUGCCGGUCGCUAUCAACUUCCUGCGAAGAGUUCCAAUCCUGGGCACCUUCUUAAACAUGCCUGGCCUCAGUCGAAUUCUUGACAUGUUAGCAGGCGAUUCAAAUAGGACAAGAGAUUCCUAAUGUCAUCCUGGCAUCAUUUCCUGCAUGUCUGUGUCAUUAAAUGAAUUUUUUCAAUUACUUUUGUCUUGAUAUCAUAUAUUAAUAAUUCUCCUUGCUUCUUAAAAAUAUUGUGUCAUUGUGAUGUAACAACUGCUUAACAAAAAAGCGACCUAUUAUCAUUCCCACACUGAGCAUGGUUUGCGAUAAUCGUUUGUUUUCUACAUAAAUAGCUUCCUAGCAUCAGUCACUAAAAAAUUUUUUGUUAUUAAUACAGUAGAUUUGUGUAAACCAAUUGCAAAGCACAAUUUUAAACAUCAAAAUUAUAGUAUGCAAAUGUGCAAUCAUUCAAAUUUGCGUAAAUCAUAAAUAAAAGAUCAAAGAUAGAUAGUGGAAAAUUAUUGUUUAAAUCAAACUCUGAAAGAAUGUUUAGUGGUAAUGAGAAGUGAAAAAACAAAUUUAGUCAGGUCAAUUUUUUGUUUCGAUUUUUAUUGAUCUGUCCUCCCUGCAUACAUCCUAACAUGAACAGAUUAGAUGUAUACAUUAUUCACAGAGUAUUACGCUUCUGUUUUCGUAUGUUACACGUAGAAUCGUCUCCGCGUUACCAGAUACGAAAUUAAAUAAAUCCCUUCGAAUGAUUCGCGCUUCCGUUGAUUUCCAUCUUGGGUAGUUUCGACACUUCGUUUCACAAAAAAAUUGCUUUACUCAAGUUAAGUUUUUUUCUUUAUUUCUUUAAUUAUCUACAAUGGGCCGA
Nasonia vitripennis (jewel wasp) is the source of this 1471-nucleotide messenger RNA. RefSeq names its product vesicle transport protein GOT1B. Bases 316 to 741 code for a protein of 141 amino acids. Gene Ontology annotation, biological process: endoplasmic reticulum to Golgi vesicle-mediated transport; retrograde transport, endosome to Golgi. Gene Ontology annotation, cellular component: membrane; endoplasmic reticulum. The record is from RefSeq and is a predicted model, not a curated record. NCBI's taxonomy places the organism in Eukaryota, Metazoa, Arthropoda, Insecta, Hymenoptera, Pteromalidae. The transcript is spliced from 5 exons.